Chinchilla lanigera (long-tailed chinchilla) is the source of this 5374-nucleotide messenger RNA. RefSeq names its product myotubularin related protein 10 (gene Mtmr10). The record is from RefSeq and is a predicted model, not a curated record. NCBI's taxonomy places the organism in Eukaryota, Metazoa, Chordata, Mammalia, Rodentia, Chinchillidae.
ACUGACGAUAAGAUCAAUUCGGAACCGAAGAUUAAAAAACUGGAGCCAGUCCUUUUGCCAGGAGAAAUUGUCGUAAAUGAAGUCAACUUUGUGAGAAAAUGCAUUGCAACAGACACAAGCCAGUACGAUUUGUGGGGAAAGCUGAUAUGCAGUAACUUCAAAAUCUCCUUUAUUACUGAUGACCCAAUGCCAUUACAGAAAUUCCAUUACAGAAACCUUCUUCUUGGAGAACAUGAUGUUCCUUUAACAUGUAUUGAGCAAAUUGUCACAGUAAAUGACCACAAAAGAAAGCAGAAAGUCCUAGGCCCAAACCAGAAACUGAAAUUUAAUCCAACAGAGUUAAUUAUUUAUUGUAAAGAUUUCAGAAUUGUCAGAUUUCGCUUUGAUGAAUCAGGUCCGGAAAGUGCCAAAAAGGUAUGCCUUGCAAUAGCUCAUUAUUCCCAGCCAACAGACCUCCAGCUACUCUUUGCAUUUGAAUAUGUUGGGAAAAAAUACCACAAUUCAGCGAACAAAAUUAAUGGAGUAUCCCCAGAAGGUGGAGGAAGAGGAGGGGUUGGAGCUGGCGGCGGCGGCACCACCAGCCAGAAAACUCCACUGUUUGAAACUUACUCAGAUUGGGACAGAGAAAUCAAGAGGACAGGUGCUUCUGGGUGGAGAGUUUGUUCUAUUAACGAGGGUUACAUGAUAUCCACUUGCCUUCCAGAAUACUUUGUAGUGCCAAGUUCUUUAGCAGACCAAGAUCUGAAGAUCUUUUCCCAUUCUUUUGUUGGAAGAAGGAUGCCACUCUGGUGCUGGAGCCACUCAAAUGGCAGCGCCCUUGUGCGAAUGGCCCUCAUCAAGGACGUGCUGCAGCAGAGGAAAAUCGACCAGAGGAUUUGUAAUGCAAUAACUAAAAGUCAUCCACAGAGAAGUGAUGUUUACAAGUUGGAUUUGGAUAAGACUUUACCUAAUAUUCAAGAAAUACAGGCGGCAUUUGUAAAGCUUAAGCAACUAUGUGUUAAUGAGCCUUUUGAAGAAACUGAAGAGAAAUGGUUAUCUUCACUGGAAAAUACUCGGUGGUUAGAAUAUGUCAGGGCAUUCCUUAAACAUUCAGCAGAAGUUGUGUACAUGCUAGAAAGCAAACAUCUAUCAGUGGUCCUACAAGAGGAGGAGGGAAGAGACUUGAGCUGUCUUGUAGCUUCUCUUGUUCAAAUGAUGCUGGAUGCGUAUUUCAGGACAAUUACUGGAUUCCAGAGUCUGAUACAGAAGGAGUGGGUCAUGGCGGGAUAUCAGUUCCUAGACAGAUGCAACCAUUUAAAGAGAUCAGAGAAAGAGUCUCCCUUGUUCCUGCUCUUCCUGGACGCCACGUGGCAGCUGUUAGAACAAUACCCAGCAGCCUUCGAGUUUUCCGAGACCUACUUAGCAGUGCUGUAUGACAGUACCCGGAUCUCACUGUUCGGCACCUUCCUGUUCAACUCUCCGCACCAGCGGGUGAAGCAGAGCACAGAAUUUGCUAUAAGCAAAAAUAUCCAACUGGGUGACGAAAAGGGCUUAAAGUUUCCCUCAGUUUGGGACUGGUCUCUUCAGUUCACAGCAAAGGACCGCACUCUCUUCCACAACCCCUUCUACAUUGGAAAGAGCGUGCCCUACGUACAGAACGGCUCUGUGAAGUCUUUUAAGCGGACAAAGAAGAGCUACAGUUCUACACUGAGAGGAAUGCCAUCUUCCUUAAAGAAUGGGAUUAUCAGUGACCAAGAACUGCUUCCAAGGAGAAAUUCACUAAUAUUAAAGCGAAAACCAGACCCACUUCAGUACACUGACAGCCAGAACAGUGAUAUGGAACAAUACUUCAGAGAAUGGUUUUCCAAACCAGCGGACCUCCAUGGUGUGAUUCUGCCUCAUCUCUCGGGAACACACAUCAAAUUAUGGAAACUGUGCUACUUCCGCUGGGUCCCUGAGGCUCAGAUCCACCUCGGGGGCUCCAUCACUGCCUUCCACAAGCUCUCCCUGCUGGUGGACGAGGUGGAUAUGCUCAGCAGAAUGUUGCGGCAGCAGCGUAGCAGCCCGCUGGAAGCCUGCUACACAGACCUGGACCAGAGCAGGAUGUACUUCAGAGUCCGAGGCGUGCCCGACGCUUCGGGGACACCCGAGUUCCUCUCCUCUUCAUUUCCGUUUUCUCCUGUUGGCAAUCUAUGCAGACGAAGCAUUUUAGGAACACCAUUAGGCAAAUUUUUAAGUGGGGCCAAAAUAUGGAUAUCUACUGAGACGUUAGCAAACGAAGACUAAAAUGUAGUAUUUUCUGAACUUUUUAAGGGAAGCUAUAAAUUUUUCCCUCCGAAUUGAAAUUGCUAACCUAGAGAUUUUAGAACUCUUAAUAAUUUUAUAAAGAAGAAUAAUAGUUGAAAUUUGCACUAAUAUUUAAAAACAUUGAAUCAUGCUGCCUUCACAGGUAUUUUAAGAAAAGUGUAAUUUUUGUUUUUAUGUCCUCUUCCUGUCCUUAAAGGUCUGGCUCAUGUUAGAUGAUUUGCGAACAUUCCCCCUUUCUUAACUACUGUGAUCAAACUAAUCAGGUUUUUUGCAUUUCUUUUCUUCCACUUCUUUCCUACCACCUACGAAAGGUUACCCAGUACUUGAUCAGAUCAGCACUCAAAAGGAGACAGUGGGAAGAAGAGCAUCUUAGAUCACCUUGUGUGAGACCCCAGAUCACUGCAGUUUGAAAUCAGUUUGCUUUUAACUUCAUAGGACUAACUUUAAAGUGAUAUGCACUGUAACUUUAAAGCAUUUGUGGUAGGUGAUAUAAUUAAGCUUAGAAGUGCCUUUGACAUUUAGAUACUGAGUAAAAGAAAAAUAUAAUUUCACUUUUUAAAAUCACGCUCAGUAUACUGGAUUUAGGUUUUUCGUUCUAAGCUUCACACGAACAGCCAGCAGCCUCCAGAGCCACAUUUCUGUCACUGUGAGCAUCACCAAGGAUGCGGCAGCUGGCGGGGCGCUGAUCCGAGAGGCUCUUCAGGCUUCCAGGCAGCGAGGCACUGCCCAGCCCUGGGCAGCAGCAACCCUCACCGACCACAGGGCUGCUCGGAGGCCCCUGGGCUCCCGUCAGCAUUCCCAGCCUGGCGAACUGCUGUUGGCCCUUCUCCUUGAAGAUUCCCAGCAAGGGCACAGGUCAGAGCCCCGCACAGAAGCCCCUCUUCUCUCAGCGUUCUUAAUCCUUAGGAAUAGGGAACGUGGACUUACCUCAAACACUGCUGUUUCAGCAGCGAGAAUAGUGCUCCUCUCCACAGCCUUUCCUGACUUUGACAGCAAUACUGAGAGACAAAAGCACACAAAGGUAUGUGCUCGGUCUGCUACACCCUUGUUUUCAAGGGUGUAGCAGACAGGAAGCUGGCCACCUUUCCAGGGUUCCAGCCUAAGCUCCUGUGCAGUGAGUGAUGGUGCCGUUUCAGCCAUCCCUCCAAGUGCACGCACAUCCAGUUACCUUCGUUUCUUAAGCUGCCAUCAAGAUUCUGAAAAUUUUUAUGUCUAGUUAAUCUCCUUUUCUAAACCAAUUUUUUCAAAAUAGUAUAUUUUGCCUUUAUAUGUGCUGAGUAGCUGUUUCUACUUUAAUUAUUUGCAUUUUAAAAUUGCUUGAUGUCUCUGGACUUAACAGCAGUUCUUAUACAGUGUCUUAGGAAACUCAUCCUAUGGAUAAACACAAUGUUUCUGCCAACUCGUUGCCUAGAAAAUAAGGACUAUUUUCAGUUUAUACAAACAGCAUUGUCACUAAAGCUUUUAUAGGCCUGGAUUGGAAACCAGCCCUGAUUGCCUUAAAACAACAUUUCCUGCCAUUGAAAGUGUAAAUCUUUUCUCAUGAAGCUGCUUUUUUAUUAUGACAAAUGUUUCAAAAUUUAGUUUUUGGAUUUACCAUUUCUCUGUAAUUUUCUUCCUUCACACUCAGUUCCUUUUCAUAAUUUUUUGUGAAUUUACAAGUUUAAAAAAGAUUAGGUACUGUUACUAAUACUGUCUUAAAAUAAAAAAUGUGCAUAUUUUUGUAUGAUAAUCAAGUGUAGUAAAAUACGGUGUUUUUGUUGUUGAAUAGUUGUUACGUAAUGAUUAUUGUGCCAGUUUACUGUGCAUAGUAUGAGAAACAACUAUAACAGCCUUAAGUCUGUCUCACUGUAAAGCUGCGUGGUUCUCCUGCAAAGUAACACUACGGUGUAAAGCGGCAGGCUGGCUGCGUGCAGUUACCGCAGGAGCGCAGCGCCCUUUCCCCACAGGCUUGCAGUCGGGCCUGUGCUGAUGCGAUCCAGGCCAGCGUUGAAUUUAAAGCUGUACAGUGUCUGUGAUGGGAAUCAAUUUUAAAACCAAAAAUGCCUAACUUUAUUUAGGCAAAGGGUAUUAAUUUGUACUAACAGGAGUUCAAAACUGUUCAACAAAAUCUGCUUGCUCUAUCAGUAACUUCAAGUAGUUUAAACUUGAUUUUGAGAGAAAAUCACUAAAAUCUUUGUGCCUAAAACCGAUGACUUGAGUUGAAGUAGAAUGAGCAGGAGAUAAAAGGUCUUGUUCAGUAGAAUGAAUGUGAAGGAAACUUUGAGUGCUAAAUAAAUUUCCACAGAAACCGUCUUUGGUACAUUAUCGGUAUGAAACUGUCUACUGGAGCACGGUGAUUGAAAACUCAAAGGCAUCUUCUCUCACCCAUAUUUGAGUGCCAUCUGUGCAACCUAGUGAUAAAUAUAAAAACUGGGUGGUCUCAGAGAGUCCAUGGGAUCCUGCAAUCCCAAGUCCUGGGCCUCCAUCCCCAUAAAUCAUCUUAGCACUGCCCUUCCCAGCGUCAGACCCUUCUAACCAUGGUGAUCGGCGGUCCUAUUUUGAUUACACCACUGAUACAAAAAAACACCCCGAACUUCAUUAUUAAAGGAUGCUUCCGAGAAGGCUGCAAAAUGACAACUAAUAGCGUGAAGACUGUCCAUGCCUAUGGUGAUCUAGCCCCAACUGGUAAGAGUAAGCACUUACAGAUAUCAUAAGAAGUCAAGCUACUUUCUGCUUGGGAUAUAGCUCAGCACCACAAGCACCUGCCUGGCAAGUGCAAGGUCCUGAGUUCAAUUCCUGGUAGCAAAAAAAAAAAGCUAUUUCACAAGACUUUGGUUUUUAAUUCUAAAGAAGUCAGAAUUUCUACUGUUUCUUGGAAAGUCACAGAGCAAGAGUAUUUAAUGGCUACAUCUGUAAAGCAGUGCAGAAAAGUACAAUUUGAGAAUCUUUAUCUCCUGGUGGGUCUGUAGCUCAGUGGCAGAGUGCUAGCCUAGCACAUCCAAGGCACUGAGUCUGUCCUCAGAACAGAAUAAAAAAAGUUUUGUGCCCAGAAUCCUUAUUAGAAAUGUUAUUUAUGCUAUUUUUGUAAUAAAAAUCCUAAAGCUGUGAA